Messenger RNA from Nerophis lumbriciformis (worm pipefish), 2899 nucleotides. RefSeq names its product TLC domain containing 3Bb (gene tlcd3bb). NCBI's taxonomy places the organism in Eukaryota, Metazoa, Chordata, Actinopteri, Syngnathiformes, Syngnathidae. Gene Ontology annotation, molecular function: sphingosine N-acyltransferase activity. Gene Ontology annotation, biological process: lipid homeostasis; ceramide biosynthetic process. Gene Ontology annotation, cellular component: membrane; endoplasmic reticulum. The record is from RefSeq and is a predicted model, not a curated record.
UUGAUGUGUUGCACCUUUUGACGUCUUUGGGGGGGGCUUUCUUUUUAUGUCCAACGCACACAUGAAGUGCAAGUGGAGAGAAUGGUGUGGAAGUGUUGCAAAAGCUCGCCGUCAUGCCACAAGCAGCUGCUAGCAAGUAGCUGGCGCAGCAGUCCGCUGUGUUGAGUCAACGUCGCAUCUGCGAGGCAUCACACCGAGCCAGAUGAGAUGACACAGACGCCGGACCAGCAGCCCACGUCUUCGGACUGACACCCGGGGCUUUGAAUUGAAAAAAAAAAGUGUUUCGUGUGGUUUUUAUGAGACAAUUAAAAAAAAACAAAAAAAAGGAAGCUACUAGUCGCUGUUGAUUUCGAUCUAACUUGCUGCAAGCUAGCGUUAGCGCGCUGCUGCUAACCCUUCAGGCGUCGUCGAAGUGGCCGCACAAACAUGUGGAUCGUCGUGGAGGAGACCCCCGGGACGACUUUAAACGCUUUCCACAGGACACGGGUUUCAACCGGACGCUGACUGGACCCCACCCCCCCGGGAGGACAAAGAGCAACACGUCUCCAGGACCAGAUUAGCCACUGGACUUUUUGCCUCUUAAGACCAACAGGACGGCCAGGGACCAUGCUGACCUUCCUCGCUGCUGGCUCCGUGUUCUUUCCCGGCCUCUUCCUUCUGUCCAAGCAGUGCCUCAAAUCCAUCCCAGCGCUGCGAUGGAGCGAAGGCGAUGCUGUUAUUGUGUCGGCCAGGUUGGUGUCGUCGGUUCAGGCGGUCAUGGCUUCGUCAGCUGGCUACAUUAUUGCUUCUUCCUGCAAUGACAUCAUCGAGGACCAGCACUGGCUGACCAGCACGUACAUCAUGUUCGCCGUCCCCUACUUCGUGUACGACAUCUACGCCAUGUUCAUGUGCUACUGGUACAAGCUGAGGGUCAAAGGGCACGAGGAGGCCUCGCCUUCCCCCCAGCACAUGGUCUCGGCUCUCACCAGCUACCUGCGUCGCGAGUUCCUCAUGGUGCUGCACCACGUUGUUAUGGUUACCGUCUGCUUUCCUGUUUCUGUGUUUGUGCGUCAAGGAAAGGGAGAUUAUUUCCAGGGCGUAAUGUUCAUGGCCGAGCUCAGCACUCCAUCCGUCUGCUUAGGAAAAAUACUCAUUCAAUACAAACAGCAACACACUCUCCUGCACAAAGUGAACGGGGCUCUAAUGCUGAUCACUUUUUUCAUCUGUCGAGUCCUCCUCUUCCCUUACCUCUACUACGCCUAUGGAAGGUACGCAUCCAUUCCGUUCCACUUGGUCCCGCUGUCGGUGCCCUGGCACUGUAACCUCGGGGCCUCCCUGCUCAUGGCCCCCCAGCUCUAUUGGUUCUCCCUCAUUUGCAGGGGCGCUCUGCGGCUCUUCACGGGCUCCUCGCGCUCCUGGAGACCCCGCGCCGGCGCCGCCACCACGGAGGGCGGCACAGCAGGCCCUCAGCCGGCCAACGGCUACAGCGCACGUGCCACAGAACCCGAGCUUGCCACUCACUGAGAAGAGUGGCGAGCGGAGGCGGGAGGAGAUGCGAAUGUACCACUGUCACGGAGAGAGGUAGCGAUAUGGCGCUGGUGAAAAGCUACAGACGAUGGCCUCAAAUAGCGCUGGAGUCUUUGCAGGUGUCACCCAAUGACCUUUUGGUUUGCUGGCCUUCAACGAUUCCAGCUUUGUAGGAAACAUUCAAUGAUGUCAUCAGACACUGUAACAGGAAGGGGAGGAUCUAGCCUGGAUGUUUUGCAAGCAUAGUGACCAUUUCCUUCAUUGUAGAACAAAACCAUGACCUCUCAAGACGAGUGGGUCCAUAGGAAUGUAUUAUAUUGUAUGUUAGAACAUUUUUGCUGUAGACGGAAGGCCAAAUUCAAGUUUAGAAGAAAGCGGAAAAAAAGGGGGGAGGAGCGUCCUGGCUUAGCAGUAUUUCAACUUGUUAGUGUUUCUCUGUAUCUAUGUAGUCACUGUCAUGACAUGUAAGCAACCUGCAGACUGAGAUCAUGUCAUAAGACUGUAUUCUGCUGCCUUAUCCCCCUUUUUCCCACCUUUUUCACCCUCAGAGAAGAAGGAAACAAUCGUGACGGGUGUACAUAGCCCAUGUAAAGUCCUUGUUUUCAUGUCAGUAUUAUUAUUUUAUUACUGUGUUUCAUUUUCCACCAAUCAAUGACACCUCCGCUCCGUUUAGUUUACACCAACUACCCUCGCGCAGCUAAGUGUAGAUAUGACUCCAUUCCAUUUAGUGGCAACACACUUUUAAAGGAAUUUCCUUGGAUGUUUUAGUUGGCUCGUCCUCCACAUGUGUUCAAUUAGUCAUCAUAUUUGACAGAAGGUACUUUGCAAGGCAUUGUCAAAGGGCAUUAUUGAUUACUUGCAAUGUUGCCAUGUUUGAAGGGAAAACAGUAUUGUGGGUUUGUUUUUCGAUAUGUACAUGUUUUGUUUUUUUCAAAGACCUUUCACAUUGUGCAGAUUGCGCCACAGGUUCUAUGAACCGUCGUUGUGGACAAAGCAGCUGGAUUUGUCACUUUGUGUUUGUUUAAAACCGGCAGCUGUACUCUCUGGAAAUAGGUCAGAGGAAUAUGGGGAAAAAAAGGAAAAAAUAAGAAACCAUCAAGACAGAGCAGUGUGUGUGCCAAAACAUCUGGACAACUACCUGUGGGCAUGUCGAACACAGACUAACAUAACACCCCAACCCCGCCCGCCGAGUCCACAGCUUCCCGACCAGAACAUUUCAACCAAUGUACUGUAUAUUCCACCAAAUGCUUGUUAUUUAUUUGUAUUUAUUUAUUUAUUUGGGUUUGUGGUUCUGAAUGCAUAUUUAUGCAUCCAUAUUAUACUCUAUGCUUCUGAGCCUUGUGCGAAGGCUGCAAUGUUACUCAAACUUAUCUGAAAUAUACUUCUGUCCUCA